This is a messenger RNA of Fusarium verticillioides 7600, 1989 nucleotides long. Its product is annotated as protein PBN1. Bases 360 to 1850 code for a protein of 496 amino acids. The transcript has 3 exons. The record is from RefSeq and is a predicted model, not a curated record. NCBI's taxonomy places the organism in Eukaryota, Fungi, Ascomycota, Sordariomycetes, Hypocreales, Nectriaceae. Gene Ontology annotation, molecular function: mannosyltransferase activity. Gene Ontology annotation, cellular component: endoplasmic reticulum membrane; glycosylphosphatidylinositol-mannosyltransferase I complex. Gene Ontology annotation, biological process: GPI anchor biosynthetic process; protein processing.
AGAGCUUUGGCCAUGGAACCUACCACUUCAAGCUUCGGUCACUAAAACUUAGGUAACGUCACCUUUUGAAAGAAGCAUUUGCCUACCAAUUAACACACCGAGGUCAACUACGAAGCGAUUCGUAAACAAGGCAGAAACAUAAAAUCUUUUUUCCCCAUUGGCUAGCUCAUAGCUUACAGUAUACUACGAACGCGAUCUAAGCCUACUCCAGAGCUUAUCUACACGCGACAAGCUUCCCUGAAAGCUCUUGGGUCGCUCGCUUCCAUCCAAUACUAAACUCAGAGACAGCUUGUAUACCUACCUACCUAAGCAACACACGCCACUACCACUGUCAGGAGCAAGCAUCAACUACCGCCAUCAUGCGUGAGCGUGUCACGUUUAUCCACAACGACUAUACCCUUGAUCCUGAGCAGCUGGACAACCAAGAAGCUGGAUUGCUUGGGCCUAAAAUCGAGUCAGUCCGUCAGGAUAAACUCACUAUCCCCUUGGACGAGUUGCCUAGUGAGCUCACCGACAUACUCCAAGAGUAUGAGGCUCUUCAUAUCAGAUGGGCUAGCCCUGUCAAAUCCGAGGCACUCGAUCCUUUCGCUUCGCGAAUUUCGCCCGGGCUUCAUGUCUACGUGACUCCGGAAUCCCCAAACUCAUGUAACCCAACAAAACUUUGCGGCUGGCUCCAGAGGUUUGGGCCACUAGCCUGUUCAAAGCCAGAGGCUUUCACUGAGUUUAAGCAACCAGCUACCUCCACAGCCCCGAGCUUCUCAUUUCAUCAAACACUGGAAGAUCUACACUCCUUCAUUACUAUCAGCUCUCAGGAGUUCUGUCCUGAACUGGACACUGUUUGUAAUGCCCGACUACGAAGCUUGUUGACCGCGACCAGCUUGGACUUAUCCUUUGAUAAGUCUGCAAGGGCUCUUGUCGCUUCUGCGCUAUGGCCUCUUCGACCCCAAACCGUUGCUGUUCCUGCAUCAACCGAAAGAAGGGUUGAAGUUGGCAUUUUCGUCAACGACCGCUCGCAACCAAACAUGAAGGAGAACGAGCUUGGUGUCGCUGGCGUUCUAUCCGUACUUGGCGACAAGAAAAAGCCCUCGCCGACCAUCUUCACUUUCCCGGCCCGACACCGUCGAGAUGAAUCUGUAUUUACAUCUAGAUUCCUCACCCCCACAGGCCUUCACCCAACCCUUCAGCUCAGCUUCAGCUCUAACAAGCCUCCAAGCGCUGAGGGCGAGUGUACGCCAUACGCAUUCUUGACAUUACCCAAGGUCAUAUUUGCGGAUCGUUAUCAACUAGGAGAUGAUCUGUUCCUGGCCUCCAAGAACUUGACAGCUUUGCGAUACACAACUCUGCCCGUGGACUUGGAAGCGCCAGCAUAUACCACUGAGACAUGGGGAUCCAGUAUUCUGCUUGAGCUCGCGCCACCUCCCUCUGGAGAAAGGCAGCCGUGGAAUGUUGAAAUCCCUCUCCACCUGCGAUACCUUAAGCCUUCAGUGACUGACCAAGCCGAAGCCGAUAUUCCCUAUCCUGCUGUCUUCUGGGCAUGCUCCUCAGGGGAGGAGACGCUGGAGAACCCAUUUGAUCGUCUUCAUAUUGGCUAUGACAAUCUUUUCCCUCGAGACACUGCCUUCUGGCACGUGACCCCUCAACCAGAGGGCGAGAGCAGACUUAUGCACCGUGUCACUGUCCCUGUCCUUAAGCUUGAGGGCAUAGAUACUAUCAGGACAGGCACGGCAAUCGCAGUUUCGCUAGGUUUCGCCUGGGUACUGUGGAAGCUGGUCGGUGUUAUGCUAAAGUCAGAAAAACCAGUGCUCAAGAAGACCGCCCUAAAGAGGUCUAAACAAGCCAAGAAAGCUUGAGGUCGAGUUUUAUGUUAGUUUGUUUGGUCUCUGAUGCAAUGGUGUAAUAUAUGACAAGAGAGAUGUAGAUAGAAUCCAACACUAAUUAAAUCAAGAGGACGAGGAUUUCCCUCCUCUACUAACCUAUCGAAUUUUCGCU